AUGGAAAAGAUUGUAAAAACAUCAUUGAUAACAGUUGGUAUUACGGCUGCAUUCGCUGCUUUUCUUGUAUAUAUAAAUCAGGAGGAAGGUGCAAACAGCGAUGGUAACUCAAGUAGUGGAAGUAGCAGUGGCAGUAGUAGUGGUGAUGAAUAUUCCUCUUCUUCAAACAGUCAUGAAAUGUCAACUGAUUCAAAUGGUGAUGAUGAUGACGAUGAUGGAACAGUAUCAUCACCGAGAACAAUGUAUGACUAUCUAAAGAUAUUGAGAAACGAAGAGAAUACAGAUUAUUAUAUAUUAAAGAAAUUGGAAUCGACCCAAGUUUUACUUUCGAUUAGCGCAUAUUCUGAAAGCUUUCCAAUGCUGGAAGAGCUCGAUGUUAUAAAUAUAGUUUUAGAUAAUAUGAAUUACAUUCUUUCGUUGGAUAUUACCAGUCCUAAUCAAGAUGGCCUGCUGAUAAAGCUCGGUUUGUUCCUCGGCAAUCUACUGACCAGUAAGAACAGUCAGAAGAAAGUGAUCGACAGUCGAUUCGUACCCACUCUUUUAAGUUUAGUCAAUGACAAAGUGGAAUCAAGAGCUGAUUUCUCAUUGUUGUGUUUACAGAAUCUAUCAUUAAACGGUACGAAGGAAGGAGCAGAGGAAAUCAUUGUUUCACAAGGUUUAGACUCUUAUUUGAAACUUUUAAAUAAUGCAUCGAAGCCAAACAAUCUUAAAAAACAAGCACUUUAUACUAUUUUAAAUAUUUCUUUGAUAAAUAGAGUUAAAAAUAUGAUAUCCAAUAAUAAUGAGUUAAUCGAUACCCUAGAGAGAAUUGAUUCUGGAUCACAUCUAGACCUUUCCAAUCUUACAUCGAGAAUUUUACAACUUUUACAAUCCGACGACGAAUAA
Heterostelium album PN500 is the source of this 885-nucleotide messenger RNA. RefSeq lists its product as uncharacterized. The record is from RefSeq and is a predicted model, not a curated record. The transcript is spliced from 5 exons. Lineage: Eukaryota; Evosea; Eumycetozoa; Acytosteliales; Acytosteliaceae. The coding region runs from base 1 to 885 and encodes 294 amino acids.